This is a messenger RNA of Oreochromis niloticus (Nile tilapia), 3537 nucleotides long. RefSeq names its product tumor necrosis factor, alpha-induced protein 2a (gene tnfaip2a). Gene Ontology annotation, molecular function: SNARE binding. Gene Ontology annotation, biological process: exocyst localization; exocytosis. The coding region runs from base 206 to 2128 and encodes 640 amino acids. The transcript is spliced from 14 exons. NCBI's taxonomy places the organism in Eukaryota, Metazoa, Chordata, Actinopteri, Cichliformes, Cichlidae. Gene Ontology annotation, cellular component: exocyst. The record is from RefSeq and is a predicted model, not a curated record.
GACGAGGGGAACAGGCAGGUUUUCUACAUCUGUGUGCGUGGGAUUGGCUGGUCCUUCAACACCCCCACCCUUGGCUGUUGGAGCUCUCUCCAGGGGGAGAUGACGUGAGGAGGAUUCAGACAUCACCCGCUCUCAGCUCCAUCUGGUCCUGGUUCCGGUCGGUCGGAUCGUCGUCCUGCCCGCGCGGAGGUGCUUUCAGCUCGUAAUGAGUCAUCAGAGGAGUAAAGGAGGUGCAGAGGAGAGCGGAGAAGGAGGAGGAGCCCGGAGCAAACUGCCAAGACUGAAGAUCCCCUCAAAGAUCUGGAAGAACCGCAAACUGCACAACAACAAUGAAGGGGAUGAGGUCGAGCAGGUGCAAGUGGAGCAGGAGGAGCAGCUGGAGGAGUCAAGCAGGAGGCUGAUAGAGAGGGAGGAGGACCUGUUCAGACAUGACUCGGUCAAUGAGGAAGAGGAGGACGAGCUGCACAAAGACUUCAAGGCUCUGCAACUGAAGCUGUGGAAGGCCAUCAAUGACACCUUCACCCCCUCCUCCACCUCCUCCUCUGCAGGGGAGCUGGGGGUCCUGAGGAGUGCCAUGGCGUCCAUCCAGCAGCAGGAGGCGCAGGACCAGCGCUGGAGAGACUGUCAGGAGGAGCAAGUCCCAAGAUGGCGUCCUCAGAAAUGUCUCAGCAUCCACAACAUACUGCUCCAGAACAUGGUGGAGGGCCGAAUAAAGGAGGCUGCCGAAGACACCUCGGGAGGAACCGACCGGCUCUCCUCACCUGUGAAGAGACAGGUGUGUCGAGUGGGAAGAUGUGUGAAGGAAGACCUGCUGAUGGUGGUGAGGAGGGUGAAGAACUGCUACCCUCCCCACAUAGACAUCAUGAACCUCUACGCCGGCCUGUACCAUCAGGAGUUCUCGGUCCGCCUCACUCAGCUUACCACUGCAGGGCUGGACGACGAUGACUGCAGCUACCUGUUGUCCUGGGUCAACCAGUACUACCCACAUGAAAUCCUGGAACAUACAGAGCUGGAUGGACAGAUAAAGGUGCCCUGUCUGGGUUCUCUGCUGCCGCAAGAUGAGCUGAAGCGGCUGGAGGAGCAGUACCUGACCCACAAAGAGGAAAAGGUGAAGCUGUGGCUGAACACUGCCCUGAAGAAGGAACAGGAGAACUGGCUGAGUGGAAGGACACCCGAGAUCAUCGAUGGUUAUUACUUCAGUCCUCUGGCUGUAGACGUCAUACAGGUGAUGACCGGUUCCCUGUCUGAGUUCAGCUGUGCCAUCAAAGACCAGAGAAAAGUUCAGAGGCUCACAGUUCAGCUGGAGAACUUCCUGUACAGCUAUGUGAAGUGUGUGGAGGAGUUUGUGAAGGGAAACCAUGGUAAUGUCCGCUCGGUGGUCAAAGCUCAGCUGGUCUGCGAGCAGCAGCUCAGGGAUUACAUCACAGCUGAAACAGGAAAUCUGUCUGAGGAGCAGAAGCACGGCUGUCUGAAUGCACUGUCUGCCCUGAGGGAUUGUGGGUACAGGUAUCUCACCUGUCCUCUUCACGUUAAACUGAAGAAGGUGUGUUGGAGUCAGCUGUGGACGCCACGAUGGCUGAAUGGCUCACUUCCUCUCGUUGACUUGCUCCUGGACUCUCUGAGCCAACAGCUGGUCGACCUGACUGACCUGAAACCAGUCUGCAGAGAGUUGCUCCUUUGUGACCUGCAUCAGGAUGUGGUCCUUAAGUAUGUGAAGAGGAUGAUGAAGACUAAGAUGAAGAGCAAGGAGCAGUGGACUGCCGGAGCUCAGCGGAUGAUUGAAGACGCCAAAAAGAUCAGCAGCUUCUUCUCAGAGAAGGGCUGCAGCAAGGCCUCGUGGCUCUUCGAGAUAGUAUGCAAACUUGCAGAGGUCCUCCGUCUGCAGGAUCCUGCUAGCAUUCAGCUGGAGCUCGUCACUCUGGCCCGGAACUUCCCCGACCUCAGCGGCGCGCAUGUCUCGGCUCUCCUGUCUCUUAAAAUUGGCCUCUCAGCUGCUGACGCUCGCUCUAUCAGACGCAGUGUGGAGGAGAAUCGCCACGGUGAUGUCUCCACCAAUCACAGUCCUCCGUUCUUCUCCAAGGUCAAAGUCAAAUGGAUUGACAACAAGAUGAAUCAGAUGGGACUGUAGGUAUAACCGCAUGAUGUUAGCGGUUCAGGAUGUGAGCAGUGUUUCCUGUAUGCUACCCUCCUUUUUCAUCUUAAUGCAAACAAGUAUUUUAUUGUGAAAGGUGCUGCUGGAGCCCAUGAUGAAGGACAGAGCAGCAAACACAACGGCUAUGUCCAAAUUCAGGGGCAGCAUGUUUCGAAGGACCCGACCUAACUGGUCCACGUAGGGUGGGUCCUUCGAAAGCUCAUCUCACACUUCUGUUUGAUGUUUAUUCAGCUGUGUGUAAACUAUAACUUUAAUCUCAACCAAACCGAUUUACUUAAGAACAAAUAAAACACUGAAAAAAGAAUAAACAAUAACAUUUUUAAGUUAUCUAUUUGACUUAUAUAUCAUGUUUAACCUGAGUAGCGGAAGACUGCAGGGGUCUGAAAACAAUGUGCCGGGAGUCCGGUGUUCUCACCGGCUCUAGUGAGCCUUGACCUCCCAGUCAGCUAUCGAGCUGGUGGGUAACAGCAAAUAUUGGAGCACUUUUGCAAAUAUGUGAUGUCUUGAUACACUGAGCAUAUAUUUGAAGUUAACACAGCUACAUUCUCACCAGAAAAUAUCUUAAAAGUUUAUUUUGUGACCCAGAAAGAGUAAUAUUAAAACUAAGUAGCUGCCGCCAUUGUUAGAAACUGGAUUUGGCUAGGCUGCGCUAUGAUUUCUGGGAUAGGGUGGGCCACGAAGGAUACACCCGACCCAUCCUUCAAAUCUGGGGAAAAGGAGGACGCAUUUGUCGCCGCAUUUGGAGGAGUCUUCGAAUUUGGACAGCCUUCGUCGCGUCGCUGUGAUGCAAUUACCUACAAAUGCUGCCCCUUAAUUUGGACACACCAUAUAUCGUUAGAAAUUCUCGAAAGCUGUGCAGCUGCUUUCUGCUUUCUUCUGAUUGGCUGGUUUCUGGAAGAAAUCUGUGAGUGGACUCUAAUGUCCAACAGGUGUGCUCACCUGCCACUGAAAGAACGCCAGGAAUGAUUUCCUGAAGCAUCGGCACUAAAUGCGUCUGAGGAGGCGUUAUGUUUGUCCCACCCUGCACCUCAUCAAUCACGCUGCUGUGACAUCACAGACAAACUUUUAUUAUGCUGCUGUUGCAACGCCAGCAACAUGGCAAACAAAGGCAACAUGGCAACCAACAGCAAGCUGCUCUCUGACCAGCUUCGUUCGACAGAACCACAGAGAAAAGGGAGGGGUCAGGAGGACAGAGGAGGAGUCAGGAGGAGACGGGAGGAGACGGGAGUUGUCAGGAGGAGAUGGGUCACACACACUCAAAGUUGUUUUCAUAUCUUAGUGAGGACAUCUAAUUGACAUAAUGCUUUCCCUAGCUCAGGGGUCGGCAACCCGCGGCUCCGGAGCCGCAUGCGGCUCUUUAGUCCUUAUAGUGCAGCUCCGCGUGG